AUGCGCAAGCGGGAACGCGAGCAGCGUGAGCGUGAGGCGCGAGAACGCCUGGCCAAAGAGAAAGCCCGCAAGCAACAAGAGGCGUUGGAGAAGGAAAAGGCAGAACGCGAGGCGCGCGAAGCCGAGGCACGCGCUCAAAUCGAAAAGGAAAUCCGCGAAAAGCUCGAAGCCGAGCAGAGGGCCAAGGCGGAAGAAGAGGCCGCAAAGAGGGCUGCCGAAGAAAAGGCUGCCGCCGAAGCUGCCGCAGCAAAGGCAAAGGCUGAAGCAGAGCUUGCCGCUGCCAAAGCAAAGGCAGAUGCUGAGCGAGCUGAGCGACUCAAAGCUGCACGUGAACGAGCUCAAAGAGACCGCGAGGCUCGUCAAAAGGCUGAAGCAGAAAAGGCCAAGAUCGCUGAAGCCGAAAGGAUGAGAGCUGCCGCUGAAGCCGAAAGGGUCCGAGCUGCCGCCGAAGCAGAAAGAAUCAGAGCUGCCGCCGAGGCAGAGAGAAUCAGGGCUGCUGAAGCAGAAAGAAUCAGGGCUGCUGAAGCAGAAAGGAUCAAGGCUGCCGAAGCGGCUGCGGCGGCUGCUGCUGCCCCAGAGAUUACAUCAACCCGAAGAUCUACUACAUACGGUGGCAUCGGUGGCGGGGAACGGCUCGAUCCUUAUGCAGGCGUGAGAAGUCCACCUGCUCCCUCUGUCACCUCUACCCAAUCCUCUCACAUCAAGGCCACUGUCACACCCAAGAAAAGUUACGAGAAGCCAUCUGCUAAGUCGUACCUUAGUAGUGAAGACGCUCAAUCUUUCGUGCCGCCUCCUCGGUCUACCACUGCUCGAUCACAUGUCUCUUCGCAGUACUCUGAAUCCUCUUACGCACCAUCGCAGUCGACUGCACGCACAACGCCUCCAGCUUCUCGGAGUGGACCAUACUCGACAGCCGACCCCAACAAGAUUGUCAUCAAAGCCGUUUAUCUCUUCAAUGACUUGUUUCCAAAGCCUGUUGCACAGCUUGUCGCCAAUGUGGGCAGGGUCACUGACGGUCUGAUCCUCAAGAUCCAGUCCGAGGGUCUUUUCAUCGACGACGACGUUCGAGGCAUUCCACAGCGUGAGUGGGAUGUCAAGGCUUGGACUCUGAAGAUGGUCGAGACGGGCAAACAACCCGCCAAGAACCUGCACAUUCUGCGUGCCUCGAUCCGCGAUACCGACGGCAAAAAAUACGUCUUCCUCAUUGAUGAAAACGAAAGCUGGAAACUUAAUCUUGGCCUGCAGCGUCUUCGCAAGGGCAGCCAAGUGCGUAGUCUACAGUCUGCCCAGAUGGCUCCCAACGAGAUUGCCCGUGUGCUCAACGCCGUACCGCCAGUUAACAUCUAA
Molecule: messenger RNA, 1347 nt
Organism: Exserohilum turcica Et28A
Lineage: Eukaryota; Fungi; Ascomycota; Dothideomycetes; Pleosporales; Pleosporaceae
Exons: 2
Coding region: 1-1347 (448 amino acids)
Biological process (GO): chromatin remodeling
Cellular component (GO): Swr1 complex
Molecular function (GO): ATP-dependent H2AZ histone chaperone activity
Source: RefSeq, a predicted model, not a curated record